AUGGGCCAUUUCACUGCCGGGAAGCCCCAAACCACGGAGGACUUUCAGACCACAUGGAUGCCAGCUCCCACAGCUGGAGGUGAGAAGACUCACAAGGCUGAGCCUAUGCGACGAAUCUCCGUGAGAGGUUCUGCCAAGAGCCACCGGAUCUCCAAGACUGCUGCUUCUUCAAGCAAGAGCCAACCAAGGCCUCAAUCAGUCAUGUCACAGGGCGCUUCACUAGCGUCGAAAUUUGACAUCUCAGGUAAUGCACACACGUUCCAGGAAGGACCUCUUGGAAACGGCCGGAUGAUGGAUGUGUCCCAAUACCUUUACCAGCAAUCUGCUGCUAUGACAACAUCGCCGGAGAUGACCACGUCAGGCUUCUAUACCCAGAUGGAUGGUUUGCCUGUCAACGGAAUGGCCUACAGUGACUUUUCUGUUAACCAGCAUGUGGACCCCAAUGCCAUUCCCCUGGACUUUGACACCAGCAUGUCGGGUGGUUCGCCCACUCACUCCUGGGAUAAUCUGAGCGAGGGCACUUCGGCCUCGAAAGAGGAUGUCUGGCCGCUGGCCUUGCACAACUCUCCCUUGACGAGUGUUUCGUCCAACUCCCCGGCUCUCCAGUCACUGGAUACCUUCAGCCUAGGCGGGCAUGCCUCUCAACCAAUCAUGGGACCGGAGGAUCUCGACAGCAGCAUGAUUCCUGUCAUGGGAGACGACCAGGUCUCGCUGGCAGGCUGGAAUGGUCGCCGUACCGUCGGCGGCGAAGGUGAGUCUGCGCGGGAUCAUCCACUCUACAAGAAUGCGUAUCCCAAGGCGGACGGCCUCUUCCACUGCCCCUGGGAGGGACAGGCAAGCUGCAACCACAAGCCUGAGAAGCUCAAGUGCAACUACGACAAAUUCGUGGACUCCCACCUCAAGCCAUACCGCUGCAAGGUCGACUCGUGCGAGAACGCCAGGUUCUCAUCCACCGCAUGCCUGCUGAGACAUGAGCGUGAGGCCCACGCCAUGCAUGGCCACGGAGACAAGCCCUAUCUGUGCACCUAUGAAGGAUGUGACCGAGCCGUGCCUGGGAACGGAUUCCCCCGCAACUGGAACCUGCGCGACCACAUGAGGCGCGUUCACAACGACAACGGCUCUACCCUGAGCGCCCGCUCAGGACCGCCAUCGCCAAGCGGAAGCAUCCCAAAGGACUCCAAGAACAGGAAGAGGAAGUCUGAGCCCACUGGCAAGGCCUUGACCGGUCGUAAGUCCCCCAAGCCGGUGACGGACGUGGAGGUGCCCAAGGUCGAAGAUGCCUCGAUCAAGCUCCGCGGCGAGUGGGCCGAGAUCCAGGCGGCCCUGCCCAACCUUGUGGCCGCGUUCCCCCAGGCCGAUGACCCCAUGGUCUUGGACCACAUCAAUGCCUUCCGGGACCGCCUGGAUGCCAUGACCAGGAUCCACAAGGACCUCUUCGCCCACAACAACGCGGGUCUGGUCCAGCAGCCGUACAACCCCUUCGCUCAGCAAUCCGGCUGA
This is a messenger RNA of Diaporthe amygdali, 1500 nucleotides long. RefSeq lists its product as uncharacterized. The transcript has 2 exons. Bases 1 to 1500 code for a protein of 499 amino acids. The record is from RefSeq and is a predicted model, not a curated record. NCBI's taxonomy places the organism in Eukaryota, Fungi, Ascomycota, Sordariomycetes, Diaporthales, Diaporthaceae.